AUGCUGCAGCAUAAGCUAUCUACUUGCGGCAAUAUUUGUUUGAAAAACAGAACUUUCCUUUCAUGCUUGAGCUUCAUUCCACAUCGUUUAGUUUCACAUGAAUCUCCAACAGUUCCUCAUCAUGUUCAUCCGACUCCGCAUUUAAUACUAACUGAACAACCUCCAUCUUCAUGUAAUAUACUCAUCGCCGGCGGUGGUAUCAUCGGUCAAUCAGUUGCAUACCAUCUCAGUCACAUCGGCGUGAAAGAUAUUGUGCUCGUUGAAAAAGCAAAACUAGCAUCCGGCUCAACAUGGCAGAGUUCUGGUCAAGUGACGCAUUUACAGAAAACAGUAGUGGAAACACAUUUCACAAAAUACUCAAGAGAAUUAUAUGAACAGUUGCAUAGAGAGGGGCAUACCAUUGGUUUCGACGAAAAGGGAAGUUUAUGGGUUGCGCAAACAGCUGAUCGUCUUCAUACAUUAAAACGACAAUAUACUGUUACGAACGCAUUGGGAUUAAAUUGUGAGAUAUUGAGUCAUGAAAAGCUACAAGCCAAAGUGCCCAUUAUCAAUUCACAUGAAGGUGGUCUGUGGAUGCCCAACGAUUUUAUGGUUGAUCCUGUUUCGUUAACUUUAACACUUGCACAGUUGGCAAUAGGCAAAGGUGAAGCUAGUGGAGUUCAAAUCAUCGAAGAUUGUACGGUGGAAGAGAUUCUUACUGAAAAACAAAGUAGUGGUAAGUCGGAUCGUGUCUCAGGUGCGGUUACAUCCAAAGGCAACAUAAAAUGUGAUAUAUUUAUUAAUUGUACUGGAAUAUGGGCACGUGAACUUGGAUUUCAAGCAUCACCAAGUGUACGAAUUCCUACUCAAGCUUGUGAAUACAUCUGUAUGAAAACAAAGCCGAUUGAAAAACUUCCUGAUGAUGUCCCUACAAUACAUAAUCCUGAAGAACGCUUCUAUAUUCAACCAUUAGCCGACCGUAGUGUUCUAAUCGGUGGCUUUCUGAGACAGUCAAAACCUAUUUUUUCAAAUGGAGUCCCGGAUACGUUUCAUUUUUCAUUAUUACCCGAGAAUUGGGAUGAUUUCCACUGGAUAUUGAGCAAUGCAAUCAAACGAUUUCCUAUUCUAGCGGAAAGCCAGUGUGAAACACUAAUAACCGGUGCGGAGAGUUAUACACCCGACGGUCGAUUAAUUAUGAAUGAAUCCGCUGAAAUUGAUAAUUAUUUCGUUGCAUCAGGAGCCAACGGUAAUGGAAUUGCACUCGCAGGCGGGGUGGGCAAAUAUAUUGCUGAACUGAUCUACCAUGGAAAUACGAAUUUAAGCACUUGGCCAGUGGACAUACGACGGUUUAUGCGUUUACAUACGAAUAAACGAUUUCUUGAGGAUCGUCUUCGGGAAAUACCAGGAAAGCAAUAUUCAUUGAAAUAUCCAACUUAUGGUAUGUCAUUGUAUCGAACAGGACGAAAACUACGUGUUUCAGCAUUGCAUCCGAAAUUGCAAGCGGCAGGCGCUGCUUACGGCGAAGUGCUUGGCUAUGAGCGACCGUUGUUCUUCAAACCUGAUGAACUGGGAAAAAUCGACUUCGUCGAUCUCAGCAAACAAGGCUCUUUUGGUAAACCUCGAUGGUUUAAUACGGUCAUUAAAGAGUAUAAUGCUUGUCGACGAGGUGUAGCUGUUAUCGAUAUGACAUCAUUUACAAAAUACGAACUCAAAUCAGCAGACCGAAGUGUGGUUGAUUUUCUUCAAGUACUAUGCGCCGAUAAUAUCGAUAAACCAAUCGGUACCAUUGUACAUACGGGAAUGUUGAAUGAGCGAGGUGGCUACGAAAAUGAUUGUUCAGUUAUACGUCUCGAUGAUAAUCAUUUUCUUUUGGUAAGUCCAACAUCACAAUCAACUCGGAAUAUGAAGUGGUUGAAAGCGCACGUUCCUCGAAAUGGAUCAGUAUUUCUUUCGGAUGUUACCUCACUCUACACAGCUUUGAACGUCAUCGGUCCGAAAGCCAAAUUUUUACUAAGUGAACUAAGUGACGAGAAUUUCAGUGAUUUUGGACGAAUGACUUGCCAAGAAAUCGAUGUUGGUUUUGUCAGUCAUAUCUAUGCUAUGCGACUAACACAUACAGGCGAAGAUGGUUUCAUGUUAUAUAUCCCAUCUGAAUAUGCAUUAUGCGUGUACGACCUGUUAAUGGAGCAAGGUAAAGACUAUGGAAUUAUAAAUGCCGGUUAUUUCGCACAGCGUACUCUUCGAAUCGAACGGAUGUAUCCAUCAUGGGGGCAUGAUAUCGACAAGAAAACAACACCACUCCAUUUAAACCGAGAAUACCAUGUUUCAUUCGAUAAAAAUUUCAUUGGCAAAGAAGCGCUACUUAAACAACGAGCUGAAGGCAUUCACAAGCGCUUCGUUCAAUUUCAACUUGAAGAUCAUAAUCUUAAUUCAGAUCCAUGGCCGUGGAGUGAAGAACCAAUCUAUCGCAACGGUGAAUUCUGCGGAUUUGUUACAUCGGCAGCAUAUGGAUUUACAAUCGGCAAACAAAUCUGUUUGGGAUUUGUUCAUGCUCCUCGGUCGGAGAAAAUCACUCCUGAUUACAUUCGUGGUGCCACAUACGAAAUCGAUAUAGCAACAAAGCGAUUCAAAGCUCGGCCGAAUCUCUAUCCUCCAUCCGAAAUGGGUCCCACUGUUCAACUCGCCGCGAAUUACCCGUAA
Messenger RNA from Adineta ricciae, 2679 nucleotides. The record is from the annotation of a GenBank genome assembly. NCBI's taxonomy places the organism in Eukaryota, Metazoa, Rotifera, Eurotatoria, Adinetida, Adinetidae.